AUUAUAAACUCUUCCUCCUAAAAUCUUAAAAACCCUCCUUUUUCCCUCUCCCUCCCCCUCUCUCUCUCUUCUCUCUCCAGCGGCGCCCUACCGCCACCCCUCUCCCUCAGACCCUUACUCCCUAGCCCGACGCCGGAGCCUAGCCCGACGCCGGAGCCCAUUCCGACGCCGGUUCCUCUAUCCGGUACUCCAUCUCUCUCUCUCUCCAGCCCGACGCCGGUUCCUCUCUCCGGUGCUCCAUCUCUCUCUUCUCACCGGCGGCGAAAAAGAAAAAUCUGGUUUGGUCGAGAUGUAAAGUUUUGGACUUUGGAGAAUUCGACGCAGACCAAAAGCUUCGCAGAAAAAUGAGACCCAACGUUUUCACAGAGAUUCACAAGGUUAGCCGGUUCAUCGAGACAGUCAUUGCAACAACAUGUCAUUAUAGAAAGUUAUUGGCAAACAACAGCCUCAGAAGAGACUCCAUACUUCAGUCAGAACGUUCUUCCAUGGUUAAAUUUGUAAGAUGGUCACCUCCAACAAUGAAGCAAAAAUUUAAAAUUAACACACAUGCAAGUCUUUCAGAACAAUACAUUUUCUUGGGAUAUGUUCUCUUUGACCAUCGUGGGAUACAUCUUUUACGGCGUGCAAAAGCUAUAAAAAUUGAAAAUGAAAAACCCAAUAUAGUGGAGGCUGAGGCAAGAGUAUUAGAAUUAGCUUUAUUUGACUUACAAGAAAGAGGAUGGCUACCCAUUGUGGUUCAACUUGGUUGUGCCGUAUUGUCUGAAAAGCUUGUAGGUCCAUCAUACAGUACAAUAACUUCAAAGGAAUUAUGGAACAUUAUUGAACAUUGUAAGCAAAUCAUUGACGAGAAAAGUAUCCAAGUCUAUUGGACACAUCGACGGGCUAAUGUAUUUUCCAACUCUUUGAUGGAAUCUGUGAGAAUGUACAAAAAUGAUAUUUGUGCCACAGAAUUAGAUCCUAGGCUAUGUCGCUUUACUUGGGACCAAAUGUUUGGGCCCUUUAAGCCUUAUUUAUCUAAAACAACUAACACUUGCCAAGAGCGUUUGAAGUAUCUUUUAUCAGAUGAAGAUGGAUUCGCACAAAACAUCCUGAGUUGGAUUUAUAUGGCACUGAAUAGGGAGAAAAUUCCAAGAGAAAUCAUAUUUGAGAUUUCUACAACGAAGGGAGUGCAAUUAGUAGAAAGAUACUUGAUGUCAAUAACUCCUGCAAACAACAAAAGCUCAUAUCCUACUCAAGAUCAAGUCAUACAUAUGUUAAUUGAUAUUUUGGAGCAUUUGAAACCUAUUCCAAUCCCCAGGACUAUCGUUAUGUACUUGCAGUUUGAAGACAAGAUCAAGUUACUACCAAAUGAUUUGUUCGAAUCAUGUUCAUCAGAAGAUUUGACGAUUAAGUCUCAUCCUCCACAUUUUUUUUAUCAUCUAGGCGCAAUACGGUUUGAAAGUCUUGUUGUAACACUACGGGUUUUGAGCUAUUAUGCUCCAGGUCUUUGCAUUCGUCGACUUAAGUUUGGACCCCGUAAAAAUUAUUCAGGGAAGGAUAUAAGGAGCACCAUUAUGGGAUGGCUUCAAUUGCGAACAAUUGACUACUUUCAAAUUAUAGAUAUCCUUAAUGAAGUUAAUUGCAAAUGUUUGGAGGACAUAGAAGUAACAUUAAAGGAGCUUGUGGAAAAAGGAAUACUCGUCGAGAAGAAACCCGAUCUUUACAUGAUACAACGAGAGCAUGUGCCCCAACCAAUUCAUAAUGAUUUCAUUGUCGAAGACUUGAAGGAUGAAUAUAAAAAAGAUGAUGAAAUUAUUCUUUAUAAUUACAAGGUUGUGAAAGGAAUUGAUUUCUAAGGGUCAUACACUGUUUGUGUUACUAAGUUUGGCAAAUGAUUUAUAGGGGUCUAAAAGAAUCUACUAUUCUGCAAUACUAAACAAAUGAAGGUUGCCUUGGUUUUUCAAUGUAAACAGAAGGCGAAAGCGUUGAUUUUAUUGCGUUUAAGAACAAUUAAUUAUAUCCUCGUUUGCUGUACUUGUGACAAGUUAUUUAGGAUUUUCAUUGAUGAGACCGAGUACUUUACUUUU
Corylus avellana is the source of this 2066-nucleotide messenger RNA. RefSeq lists its product as uncharacterized. The record is from RefSeq and is a predicted model, not a curated record. Gene Ontology annotation, molecular function: RNA-DNA hybrid ribonuclease activity; nucleic acid binding. NCBI's taxonomy places the organism in Eukaryota, Viridiplantae, Streptophyta, Magnoliopsida, Fagales, Betulaceae.